AUGUGGGCCCCAGCCCCUGAGGCCUGGCUGGCAAAUGAAGCCUUUCCUGCGGCUGUAGGAGCGCUGUGGGCAGCCAUGGCCCUGGAGGGGCGCUGUCUCCGGCGGGGUUCCCCAGCCAUAAUCAGAAAGGGCCGUCAGCGGCGUCCUAUAAAGCCAACUCUGGCUCAGGUCACUUCUACUCUGCUAUCAAGGACACGCCUGCACGGCCUGAGGCAUGUUUGCGUCCCUGGUGGCUCUAUGGGCCGUAGGGCCUUCUGGCUGCUGGCCCUUUGCACCUCCCUAGGGCUGCUUUUAUCCUGGUCCUCAAACCGCUUUCUCCACUGGCUUUCCUUCCCAACACACACCCGCGUCCACACUGAGUGGGCCAAAGAACUGGCUUUCCCUGUAGUCACAAUCUGCAACAACAACCCAAUCCGCCUCUACAAACUCACCAAGAGCGACCUGUAUUUCGCUGGCCACUGGCUGGGCCUGCUGCUGGCUAACCGGACAGUGAGGCCCAUGGUUCUGGACUUGCUUCAGGAGGACCGUCGAGCCUGGUUCAGGAAGCUGUCGGACUUCAGGCUGUUUCUGCCCCCCAGAAACUUUGAGGGAACCAACCUGGAGUUUAUGGACAGGCUGAGCCACCAACUGGAUGACAUGCUCCUCUCAUGCAAAUACAGAGGAGAACCCUGCGGCGCCCACAACUUCUCUUCUGUGUUCACCAGGUAUGGGAAGUGCUACAUGUUUAACGCUGCAGAGGAGGGGAAGACACUCCGCACCACCAUGAAGGGAGGGACAGGAAACGGCCUGGAGAUCAUGCUUGACAUCCAGCAGGACGAGUACCUGCCAGUUUGGGGGGACACAGAGGAUACAGCCUUCGAGGCAGGUGUGCGGGUGCAGAUCCACAGCCAGGUGGAGCCCCCCUUUGUUCACGAGCUGGGCUUCGGCGUGGCCCCUGGCUUCCAGACUUUUGUAGCCACACAGGAGCAAAGGCUGACCUACCUGCCUCCCCCGUGGGGAGAGUGCGAGUCGAAGGCUCUGGAGUCUGGCUUUUUCGAGGUGUACAGUGUAACGGCUUGUAGGAUCGACUGUGAAACGCGUUACAUUGUGGAGAACUGCAACUGCAGGAUGGUGCACAUGCCAGGUGAUGCAUCGUACUGCACGCCUGAGCAGUACAAAGACUGCGCUGAGCCUGCCCUUGCUAAACUGUCAGCUUUGGAGAGCAGCAACUGCAUGUGCAGGACACCGUGCAACAUGACCCGCUACAACAAAGAGCUGUCCAUGGUCAAAAUCCCCAGCAAGACGUCAGCCCGUUACCUGCAGAAGAAGUUCAACAAGUCAGAGAAGUACAUCACAGACAACAUCCUCGUGUUGGACGUGUUCUUUGAAGCUCUGAACUAUGAGACCAUUGAGCAGAAGAAAGCCUACGAGGUGGCAGGCUUGUUGGGUGACAUUGGUGGUCAGAUGGGUCUGUUCAUUGGAGCCAGCAUCCUCACCAUCCUAGAGCUGUUUGACUAUGCUUACGAGGUACUGAAAGACAGACUACUGGAUCUACUGAGCAGAGAGGAGGAGGAGGAGAGUCAUGGAGAGGAUGUGAGUUCCUGCGACCCGGUGGCAAACCACUCUGAGUCCAUCAGCCACACUGUGACAGUACCCCUGCAGACUACGCUGGGCACCUUGGAGGAGAUUGCCUGCUGA
Scomber scombrus (Atlantic mackerel) is the source of this 1677-nucleotide messenger RNA. It is a transcript of the gene asic2, whose product is annotated as acid-sensing (proton-gated) ion channel 2. Gene Ontology annotation, molecular function: ligand-gated sodium channel activity. The record is from RefSeq and is a predicted model, not a curated record. Lineage: Eukaryota; Metazoa; Chordata; Actinopteri; Scombriformes; Scombridae. Gene Ontology annotation, biological process: sodium ion transmembrane transport. The transcript has 10 exons. Gene Ontology annotation, cellular component: membrane. Bases 1 to 1677 code for a protein of 558 amino acids.